This is a messenger RNA of Schistosoma turkestanicum, 1390 nucleotides long. The record is from the annotation of a GenBank genome assembly. NCBI's taxonomy places the organism in Eukaryota, Metazoa, Platyhelminthes, Trematoda, Strigeidida, Schistosomatidae.
AUGAAGAGACCAGAUUCUGUUGUACUGUUUCUUAACAAUCCAGAAGAGCAACGACAGGGCGUCAACAAAGCAAAUGCUAAUGAGGAAGACGGUAAUGCUGAAUUUUCAGGGGAGUUGGACAUGAUUUCCACAGAAAAAAAGAGUGCAAUCAAUCAUUCCUCAAAGUCAAUCGUGAAUGAAUCCAAGUUAGAGGGUCGUCUACUCACACGAGAUGAUUUAAUAAACUUGGACAAAAAUGAACCUCAUUGGAAAUAUAUUCGAAUUGGAACGUUGAUUGCGUUUGCGACUGUAUUCUUUGGUCUUUUAGCAGCAUGUAUUGCAUACAUGAGUUUUGGACAGCAAUGUCCAUCUGUGCCCACAUUACCAUUCUGGAAAUCGUCAGUCGGUUACUGGUUAGAUGUAUUUGCGUUUAAAGAUUCGUCUGGCGAUUUAGUUGGUGACCUCAAAGGUCUCAUAUCUGAAGUUGACUAUAUUAAGAGUGUGAUCGGUGCUGGAUUUGUGAUUUUGGGUCCCAUUACAAAAGGCUUUUACACUAGUCCAUACAAUAUGCUAGGAUUGGUUGAAGAUUAUGAGCAAUUAGAUGAGGCUGUCGGCACAAUGGAGGAUUUUCGUGUACUUUUAAAAACAUUUCAUAAGAAGGGUGUGAAAGUUGUCGUGACAUUCAACUUCAAUGCAAUAUCCAUCAAUCAUAAGUGGAUGAAAGAAAAGAAAGUAAAACUACAGUCAUUCAAGGAUCCCUACAACAAUAAGAUAUCACGUUAUGGAAAAGCAAUCGAUGUAGAUAUCGAUGGCAAGAAAUACUAUUCCGUUUUCGGAUCACCGAAUGUUGAUCUAGAUUUGACUGAUCCUGGUACUCAGAGACAAAUUUUUAAUGUGAUCGACGUUUGGAUGAAAGAAGGAAUUGAUGGAAUUCUACUGGAUAAGGCCGCAUUUUUUGUUGAGGAAGAAGAAAAUGUGCAAAGAAAACUCAACUCCAAAUGGUCGGAAAAUUGUCCGAAUUCGCAGUUGUACAGAAAUGGAAGUGUAGCAUUUGUCAAAGCUGUUAAACAAGCAAUGAUCAAUUGGAUUAAGAAAAGUGGAAAAGAUAAGUUGUUGGCUGUAAAUUCAGGAGAUACAGGUUGUGGUGUGAAUACUAAUCCUGAUCCGAUGUUGAUGUUCAGAGAUGCGGCUGAUUUAAUAAUCAGUCGCGAAUUCGUGUUUCAACGGGGUGAAAGUGGACGCCAUAUGACAUUUGCAACGACGAACAUAGAAAAGUUUUCUUCAUAUUCAGACUCUGAUAAGGAGAAUCUAAUAUUGACGACAAGUACUUCGAAUACUCCAACAUAUUCAAAUAUUGUUGAACUUGCAUCAACAUUAUUACUGCCAGGUAUCUGAACAUUAUUAUGAUAUG